Penicillium verrucosum is the source of this 504-nucleotide messenger RNA. RefSeq lists its product as uncharacterized. The transcript has a single exon. NCBI's taxonomy places the organism in Eukaryota, Fungi, Ascomycota, Eurotiomycetes, Eurotiales, Aspergillaceae. Bases 1 to 504 code for a protein of 167 amino acids. The record is from RefSeq and is a predicted model, not a curated record.
AUGGAACUCAUCAAGCCAAUUUUGAACAACGUUCGCAACAGACUGCUGGAGGUGAUCCGAGCGCAACUCGAGGAAGGCAGGUAUGCCGGUUGCUGGUUCGUGGCGUACUUGGCCUUCCUGGUCAAAAAAUACCGGCCGAAGAAGACCCCAGAGGAGGAGGCCAAGGAUAGACUCCCGGGGGAGGUCGAUAGACAACCACUGCUUUUCAGGUCAUAUGUGUCUGGUGACUCCAGCACUCCGUCUGCUACGUUUACCAAGAAAACCACUACGAUCAACACAGUCUGUGCGGUUGCGUCGUUCCUACUUUCUCUCGGCGUUGCCUUCUAUACGGCCCUGAAAGACCAACAGACUAAGGAGACUACAGACAGACUUGCGCGGGGUAUAGAAGCCUUGCAAAAUGCUCGGCCUACGGUGCCUGAGCAGCCUGAGCAGCCCGUGCUACUGGAGGAAUUUGUUGAUCUACAUCGGCGGGUUGGUAGGAUUGAAACGACGGUGCAUGGAUAA